This is a messenger RNA of Nannizzia gypsea CBS 118893, 1443 nucleotides long. Its product is annotated as betaine aldehyde dehydrogenase. Bases 1 to 1443 code for a protein of 480 amino acids. The transcript has 3 exons. The record is from RefSeq and is a predicted model, not a curated record. Lineage: Eukaryota; Fungi; Ascomycota; Eurotiomycetes; Onygenales; Arthrodermataceae. Gene Ontology annotation, molecular function: aldehyde dehydrogenase (NAD+) activity.
AUGGCCUCAGUAGACAGCCCCAAACUGGACUUCACGACAUUCCACAACACGAUCGAUGGCAAGCUGACUGCGACAUCUACCACACGCCGCGGCGUUAACCCAGCUACCAAAGAGCUAAUAAAUGCUGAGGUUCCGGUUUCGACGCUGGCAGAUGUCGACAAUGCCGUUGCUGCCGCUCAGGUUGCGUUCAAAAAGUGGUCUAAGACUACGUUCGAAGAGCGUAGGAGGGCUCUUCAUGCGUUUGCAGAUGGCCUGGAUCACUACAAGGAGGAGUUUGCCGACCUCCUUGUUCUCGAGCAGGGAAAGCCGCUAUUCCAAGCUAAUAUGGAGGUUGAUUUGGCUGUCAAAUAUCUUAAGACUCUCUCCCAGCUGGAGCUGCCUGAAGAGGUUCUAGAGGUUACAGAGGAACAUAGGAUUGUCGGCCGUUAUACCCCCCUAGGCGUGGUUGGCGGGAUUAUCCCGUGGAACUCGCCGGUUAUCCUAGCCUGCGGGAAGAUUGCUUCUGCUAUUUACACGGGUAACGCAGUCAUAAUCAAGCCAUCGCCCUUCACCCCUUAUUGCGACCUGAAGUUGGGCGAGCUUGGGAUACAGUACUUCCCGCCUGGGGUACUCCAAGUCCUUAGUGGUGGAGAUGACCUCGGGCCCAUGAUGACAGUCCACCCGGGGAUCGAUAAGAUCAGCUUCACAGGGUCAAUCGAGACUGGGAAGAAGGUUAUGGAAAGCUGCGCAAAGACGCUUAAACGCGUAACACUGGAACUAGGCGGGAAUGAUGCAGCAAUUGUGUGUGAAGACGUUGAUAUUGAUACCAUCAUUUCAAAGGUUACUAUUGCCUCCUUUCUAUGUUCUAGCCAGAUCUGCAUGAUGAUCAAACGGUUAUAUAUCCAUGAAAAGAUCUAUGACCAAUUCCGUGACGCCCUCGUCAAUCAUGUCAAGGCACUAAAGUCGGGCGAGGGCCACACACCUGAUGUAUUUUUUGGCCCGAUCCAAAAUAGCAUGCAGUAUGAGAAGGUCAAAGCCCUCAUGCAAGAUAUUAAUAAAGAGGGGGUUAAGUCCGCCCUUGGUGGAGAGGUUAAAGACUCAGAGGGCUACUUCAUUACACCAACCAUCAUUGAUAACCCCCCUGAAACGUCACGUAUUGUAACCGAGGAACCCUUUGGCCCUGUUCUUCCACUCCUUAAAUGGGUGGAUGAAGAUGAUGUCAUUGCUCGUGCAAAUAAUACGAAGACGGGUCUCGGGGCAUCCGUGUGGAGCAAGGAUUCGGCCCGUGCCGAGAAGAUAGCCCGGCAGCUGGAAGCUGGGAAUGUUUGGGUGAACACGCAUUUCGAUAUCUCCCCUAAAGUUCCUGUUGGAGGACAUAAAUGGAGUGGCAUUGGGUCUGAAUUUGGUGUUAGCGGGUUGAAGGCUUACUGUAACCUGCAAUCCCUCUGGCUAUGCAACAUGUAA